Soboliphyme baturini is the source of this 366-nucleotide messenger RNA. The record is from the annotation of a GenBank genome assembly. Lineage: Eukaryota; Metazoa; Nematoda; Enoplea; Dioctophymatida; Soboliphymatidae.
AUGGUCAACAAUGCUAUUGUGGUAUACACAAGAGAGCAUCGCGGUUCGCAGACCAAUCCGUACAGGUGCCAUUCGUUUACGAUUGUUGAACUCUGCGCAAUGAUGAAAGCAGACAAUGCAGACGAAGCAACGGUAAAAAAACACAAAAGAAACAACGACGCCUUGUCGAAGCGUUUCGAAGCGAUCAAGCUUAUGAUCCCACACAGGAGAAACGAGAUGCCGCUGACUGUUCCAACAUGGAUUUUUGUAAUCCAGUUAGUGAUCAAAUCCAAUCCGAUCAUAAAUAAGCCGCAAAGAAGAUGCAACGCACCGAGUAAUAUGGCAAACGUCCUGAACGGCGACGGCUCUAUCGGACUGGAAGGAUGA